GUCCUCCUUUCCUUACCAGAAAGUUUAAAUGAACAUUUUUCUAAGCAACUUCUGCAUUGUAUGCUAAAUCCACUAUUGUAUAAACCCAGGCACCUUUUGUAGUUGUGGCAUGAUCUCUGAUAUAGUGUGCGUACUCUUCAUCACCAAAAUAUAUCUUUGAAGUUGAGUGAUUAAUGCACCAACGACCCGACACUAGGUGUACUCGGAAGCAUUUACAGCACCCAUCCUCGGUGACGAAUUUAUGUUUAUCUUCAAAUACAGACUAUAUAUUUCUCUUUUCUAAUUUAAUCGCUCCCUUUCAACAUAGACACCAACAAUGCCGUUGGAGAUAUGGGUCCACGCAACGCUAAGCUCAAAGGGGACGAUGUUUGUCCUGUUUGCCUGUCCACCACGAUUGGAUUCUAUUUAUAGGUGAUCAACUGUCGGCUUGACGUGGAUUCUCAUGGUGCCAACAAACCUUCGGACUUUACCCUCGGAGGUAACCACGGUGAUUUCCUCUUUUGUCAGAGCGCCGAGCAACAAAGAUACAUAGCAAUGCAUACGGAGCUCAUAUAAAUCAGCCUUCUGACCACCAUGCACGAACAAUCAUCGCAAUACAGCAAUAAACUCAUCGCCACAGUGCGUCGAUCAUGCCCCAAUUAAAGGUUCUCAUCUGCGGCGCGGGCAUUGCCGGCAAUGCCUUGGCCUUCUGGCUUUCGAAGAUGGGCCACAACGUUACGGUCGUCGAAAGACACUCGACUUUACGUGCCACCGGGCUCCAGGUAGACCUGCGAGAACCAGGGAUCACUGUCCUGCAGCGUAUGGGUCUGAUGCAUGAUUAUCGAGCUAAAGCCAUUCACGAACAAGGCAUGGAAAUUGUCGACCGCGCCGGCAAACGGAAGGCAUAUUUCUCCGCCAAUCGAUCCGGCUUAGGUAUGCAAAGCUUCACCACCGACUAUGAGAUCAUGCGAGGGGACCUCUGCCGACUGUUAUACGAUGCCACCAAGGACCGCACAACCUUCAUCUUUGGAACGUUGAUCGAGGACUUCACGCAGCGGGACGAUCACGUCGAGGUGUCCUUUUCCGAUGGCAAGCGAGAUCAAUUUGAUCUGUUAGUCGGCGCCGAUGGCCAAUGGUCACGGACGAGGAAUAUAAUUCUGGGAGCUGAGCCCGACCCCAACCACCCAUUGGGAGUCCAUAUCGGCUAUUUUACCACGCCCCGUCCGAUCGAGCCUGGCGAGGAAUACAAUGCGGCAAUCUAUAUUGCUCCCGGAAGGCGCUUUAUCUUCACGCGGCGGCAUAGUCCCCAUGCAAUUCAGGUGUACCUUGCCUGCAAGACCGAGUCGGAUCGACUGAAUAAUGCUCGCGGGAAUAUCGCCGAGGAGAAGGAGUGCCUGGCAGAGAUCUUCCGUGGUGCAGGGUGGCAGACGGACCGGAUUCUCAAGGAACUCGAAGCCGCGGAUGAUUUCUACUGCGAACGUUUAGGAGUUGUCAGAAUGGACGCUUGGUUUAGUCACCGAGUAGCCCUGGUGGGGGAUGCUGCGUAUUGCCCCUCGGCGACCACCGGGAUGGGAACGACUUCUGGUUUGGUAGGUGCAUACGUCCUCGCGGGCGAGAUAAAUAAGUCGCACCAAGCGAACAAGGGUUCGAAAGAGAGUCUUCCCCUCGCGCUGAAGGCCUACGAUGAUACAUAUCGACCCUUUAUGACCCAGGUUCAAAAGGGGAUCACCAAAGGCUCAACCUUCUGGGACUACACACCAUCGUCACAAUGGGGGAUUGCCCUUCUGCACCUUGUCUUAUCGGUAGCUGCUUUUCUUAGAUUAGAUAUCCUGAGCCAGUGGGUUAUUCGUGAGGAUGAGAAGUGGCCUCUGCCUAAUUAUGAUAUGUAGUAUUUUGGUGUUUCUAUAUGAUAGUUAAGGCAACUCUCUUCUCUUAGCCUCUCUGUCUUCCUCCCUCUGCCCUUGGUUUCUUCGCGAAUCCCACUAUUGAUGUAGUAGCAAGAAUACUAGUAUCUUGUCUCCAUGCCCGAUAUAUCUCAUCCUGACGGGCAUCUUCCCAGUAGGGCAAAUGGGAACCCGCUUGAACAGCGAAACGGAGACGAAUAUACGUGGCCGCUACCCUUAGGUUUACAGACGCGUGCUUCUAGCUACUCGGUAUUAAAGCGGAGGCUUCUCCUGAUCAUUUGCCAUGGCAAUAAAAAUUUCUUCUUAUGCUUCUAUUUUAAGGCUUGUCUUAGCUCACCUCUCUCUAUUGCGCUACUUUCCUCGUUUUGCUCUUUCCUAUGGCCAACCAUGUCAAUUCUAUCUGCCUUCAAUGGAUUGCUACGUAUGCACUGACUGUGUACGAUUCAAU
Molecule: messenger RNA, 2331 nt
Organism: Aspergillus alliaceus
Lineage: Eukaryota; Fungi; Ascomycota; Eurotiomycetes; Eurotiales; Aspergillaceae
Exons: 2
Coding region: 630-1868 (412 amino acids)
Molecular function (GO): FAD binding
Source: RefSeq, a predicted model, not a curated record